This is a messenger RNA of Myotis daubentonii (Daubenton's bat), 2575 nucleotides long. Its product is annotated as RNA-binding motif protein, X chromosome-like. Gene Ontology annotation, molecular function: RNA binding. NCBI's taxonomy places the organism in Eukaryota, Metazoa, Chordata, Mammalia, Chiroptera, Vespertilionidae. The record is from RefSeq and is a predicted model, not a curated record.
UGCUGACUCCAUCCACACCUUUGGGAACCCCUGGACCUGCUGGGGUUGGACCCCAACAUAUGGCCCAGUAGUUCCUGCAGGUUCUCUCUUCCGUCUUCGGAGCCAGUGGCCCUCCCUGUGCUGAGCAGCUAGGAAGCCUCUGUCAGCGAGCUCGUAGGAGCUUUGAAACCGUCAUCACCCCUCCGACUCUUACCAGGAGGGAAACAUGGUUGAAGCUGAUCGCCCAGAAAAGCUCUUCAUUGGUGGUCUCAAUACAGAAACAAAUGAGAAAACCCUUGAAGCUGUAUUUGGCAAAUAUGGACGGAUAGUGGAAGUACUCUUGAUGAAAGAUCGUGAAACCAACAAAUCGAGAGGAUUUGCUUUUGUCACCUUUGAAAGUGCAGCAGAUGCUAAGGAUGCAGCCAGAAAUAUGAAUGGAAAGUCCUUAGAUGGAAAAGCCAUCAAGGUAGAACAAGCCACCAAACCAUCAUUUGAAACUGGUAGGCGUGGACCACCUCCAUCUCCAAGAAGCCGAGGCCCUCCAAGGGGUCUUAGAGGCAGAAGAGGAGGAAGUGGAGGAAUCAGGGGACCUCCCUCACGUGGACAGCAUAUGGAUGAUGGUGGCUAUUCCAUGAAUUUUAACAUGAGUUCUUCCAGGGGACCACUUCCAGUAAAAAGAGGACCACCACGGAGAAGUGUGGGUCCUCCUGCUAAAAGAUCUGCUCCUUCAGGACCAGUUCGCAGCAGCAGUGGAAUGGGAGGAAGAGCUCCUGCAUCUCGAGGAAGAGAUAGUUAUGGAGGCCCACGUCGAAGGGAACCCCUGCCUUCCUGUAGAGAUGUUUAUUUGUCCCCAAGAGAUGAUGGAUAUUCUACUAAAGACAGCUACUCAAGUAGAGAUUACCCAAGCUCCCGUGAUACAAGAGAUUAUGCUUCACCACCAAGAGAUUAUACUUAUUGUGAUUAUGGUCAUUCCAGUUCACGUGAUGACUAUCCAUCAAGAGGCUAUAGUGAUAGAGAUGGCUAUGGUUGUGAUCAUGACUAUUCAGAUCAUCCAAGUGGUGGUUCCUACAGGGAUUCAUAUGACAGUUAUGGUAACUCACGUAGUGCUCCACCUACAAGAGGGCCCCCGCCAUCUUAUGGUGGAAGCAGUCGCUAUGAUGAUUACAGCAGCUCACGUGAUGGAUAUGGUGGAAGUCGAGACAGUUACUCAAGCAGUCGAAGUGACCUCUACUCAAGUGGUCGUGAUUGGGUUGGCAGACAAGAAAGAGGGCUUCCCCCUUCUAUGGAAAGGGGGUACCCUCCUCCACCUGAUUCCUACAGCAGUUCAAGCCACAGAGCACCCAGGGGUGGUGGCCGUGGAGGAAGCCGAUCUGAUAGAGGGGGAGACAGAAGCAGAUAUUAAAAACAAAACUUUGGACCUAAAUCCCUGUUCAAAGAAACAAACAGAAAGUGGAACCUAUUCUGUCAUAACUACCCAAGGACUACUAAAAGGAAAAAUUGUUACAUUUUUUAAAUUUCCUGUUAAGUUCCCCCUUCAUAAUUUUUAUGUUCUUGUGAGGAAAAAAGUAAAACAUGCAACCAAUUGCUUUUUCUCUCUGUCUUGCCCCCUCUUUUCCACUCUCUCUAAAAAUCAAUGGAAAAAAUAUCCUCUAAUGAGGAUUAUAAAAAACAAAACAAAAAACAAACAAACAAACAAACACACUGGUUUUCCAGAUAGACAAGGACAGAAGGGAAUUCUGUUCAGUAACCUCUACUGAGCCCUCAAUACCACCUAAAAUUCUAAUUGUUUCUUUUGUCAGUUCACUCUUUCAUUCUGUGCAAAGACUAUUUCAAACUUCCUAACCUCCUGCACUCUCUCAUCUUCCAUUUUCUACUAUUUUACUCUCUGAUAACUUCAGCUCAUAUUAAAAAAAGAAGAAGAAGAAGAACAUAUGCUAUAUCAAUCAGGGUUCUCCAAAGAAACAGAACCAAUAGGAUACAGGUAUACAGAGAUUUAUUUUAAGGAAUUGGCUCAAAUGAUUGUGUGGGGCUGGCAAGUCCAAAUUCUGUAGGGUAGGUCAGAAUGCUAGACACUCAAGUAGGAGUUAAUGCCUCAAUCUUGAGGCAGAAUUUCUUCUCAGGGAAAUCUCAGUUUUUACUUUUAAGGCCUCCAACUGAUUGGGUGAAGCCCACCCACAUUAUUAAGGGUAAUUUCUUUUACUUAAAGUCAAUCAAUUCUGCCCUAGCCGGUUUGGCUCAGUGGACAGAGUGUCGGCCUGCGGACUCAGGGGUCCCGGGUUCGAUUCUGGUCAAGGGCAUGUACCUUGGUUGCGGGCACACACCCAGUAGGGAGUGUGCAGGAGGCAGCCAAUCGAUGUUUUCCUUUCAUCGAUGUUUCUAACUCUAUCCUUCUCCCUUCCUCUCUUUAAAAAAUCAGUAAAAUAUAUUUUUUAAAAAGUCAAUCAAUUGUAGAUUUUAAUCACAUCUAUAAAAUACCUUCACAGCAAUACCUAGAAUGGUGUUUGAUGAAAUAACUGGGUACUAUAACUUAGUCAAGUUGACAUGUAAAACUAACCAUCACACAUGCUGUUUUCAAGGCACUCUCAAUCUCCCAAAA